AACUACUUUGAGAGCUACCUCUCCAUCGCGUCCACCGUGCCCUCCGUGCUGUGCCUUGUGGCGAACUUCCUGCUUGUCAACAGAGUUCCGGUUCAUGUCCGUGUGCUGGCCUCGCUGUCUGUCAUGCUGGCCAUCUUCGUGGUCAUGACCGUGCUGGUGAAGGUGGACACCUCCUCCUGGACCCGCAGCUUCUUUGCUGUCACCAUCGCCUGCAUGGCCAUCCUCAGUGGCACCUCCACCGUCUUCAAUAGCAGCGUCUUCGGCAUGACGGGCUCCUUCCCUAUGAGGAAUUCUCAGGCGCUGAUAUCAG
Molecule: messenger RNA, 310 nt
Organism: Myotis lucifugus (little brown bat)
Lineage: Eukaryota; Metazoa; Chordata; Mammalia; Chiroptera; Vespertilionidae
Product: equilibrative nucleoside transporter 3-like
Exons: 2
Source: RefSeq, a predicted model, not a curated record